Daldinia vernicosa is the source of this 513-nucleotide messenger RNA. RefSeq lists its product as uncharacterized. The record is from RefSeq and is a predicted model, not a curated record. The transcript has a single exon. NCBI's taxonomy places the organism in Eukaryota, Fungi, Ascomycota, Sordariomycetes, Xylariales, Hypoxylaceae. Bases 1 to 513 code for a protein of 170 amino acids.
AUGGGUGUCCAAGAAAACCAAACGCCAGAUCGCCGUUCGGCAAUCCGGGCAACUUGCGGCGAAGCUGAGCUACUCACAGGCACAUCCUCCUAUGCUUGUGGGCACAGAUUUAGCUGGAUCCUCGACUGGGUCUUCCAGCGUACCGGACAUCACUCUCCCAGCCUUCACCCUUGCCCGAAAUGUGCUAUCAACCCGACCUGUCUCGUAUGUCUCGAACGUUUUGAUGCCAAAGCGACUGAUUCAUGUCCAAGUUGCGAUAACUUUUUCGAUAAGGCUAUCCUCGCAGACCGCUGCGAGAAGCUUAAGCAUAUGAACAUUAGAGUUAUGGAGCAUAAGCCUACCACAUUUAUAAAAUGUCGGCUUCGGGCAGAAAGGGAGAGGCUUAGGGUAAUGUACAAUGAGGAGCAUGAACCCAGCCCAUCUAUGAAACGUCGAGUUGAGGCUGAGAAGGAUAGGCUUGGGAUUAUGUAUGAGCAGGCUCUGUAUAAUAUAGCGCCUCGAGUCAUAGAAUAG